This is a messenger RNA of Prunus armeniaca (apricot), 441 nucleotides long. NCBI's taxonomy places the organism in Eukaryota, Viridiplantae, Streptophyta, Magnoliopsida, Rosales, Rosaceae. The record is from the annotation of a GenBank genome assembly.
AUGGUUCAAAGGAGGCAACUUUCCUUUCCCCGUCUCCCUGGUCCAGCUGCUGCUUCAUUAUCUGACUUGAGAAACUUUCCCAUGUUUGGUGGUCAAAGCAACUUGUGUAGGCAACCAUGCCCGAGGAGAGUUUACCAUUGUAUAUGGAUGUUUGUAUUUCUACAAACAAAUUGCGGCAAUGAAGGGGAAGGAAAUGUUCUCAAGAUAACAUCCAUGCCUUCUCAUCUGAUUUACUCAUUUGCCAGAGUGGGAGGAAUGAAGACCAGAAGGCUGGUGUCCAGAUUUUCCUCAUCUCAAGGACCCGACUUUAGACAAGAGUCUGAAGCUAAGAGGAAGCUUGCCUUCUCAUCUUACUUGCUUGAAAGACUUAGCUUGUUGUCCGGGUGUGGUGUGGGGUUCUACAUGAUGAAAGGGCCAGUACUACUUGUAACAUGGAAUUAG